CAACCCACCACGACCAUGAGCUGCUCUGGCUGUUCCGGAGGCUGUGGCUCCAGCUGUGGGGGCUGUGGCUCCAGCUGCUGUGUGCCCGUCUGCUCUGGCUGUUCCGGAGGCUGUGGCUCCAGCUGUGGGGGCUGUGGCUCCAGCUGCUGUGUGCCCGUGUGCUGCUGUGUGCCAGCCUGCUCCUGCUCCAGCUGUGGCUCCAGCUGUGGGGGCUGCAAGGGGGGCUGCAAGGGCUCCUGUGGGUCCUGUGGGGGCUGCAAGGGGGGCUGCAAGGGCUCCUGUGGAUCCUGUGGGGGCUGCAAGGGGGGCUGCAAGGGCUCCUGUGGGUCAUGUGGGGGCUGCAAGAGCUCCUGUGGGUCCUGUGGGGGCUGCAAGGGGGGCUGCAAGGGCUCCUGUGGGUCCUGUGGGGGCUGCAAGGGGGGCUGCAAGGGGAGCUGUGGAUCCUGUGGGGGCUGCAAGGGGGGCUGCAAGGGCUCCUGUGGGUCCUGUGGGGGCUGCAAGGGCGGCUGUGGCUCUUGUGGCUGCUGUCAGUCCAGCUGCUGCCAGCCCUGCUGCUGUCAGUCCAGCUGCUGUCAGCCCUGCUGCUGUCAGUCCAGCUGCUGUAAGCCCUGCUGCUGUGAGUCCAGCUGCUGUAAGCCCUGCUGCUGUCAGUCCAGCUGCUGUAAGCCCUGCUGCUGUCAGUCCAGCUGCUGUAAGCCCUGCUGCUGUCAGUCCAGCUGCUGUAAGCCCUGCUGCUGUGAGUCCAGCUGCUGUAAGCCCUGCUGCUGUGAGUCCAGCUGCUGUAAGCCCUGCUGCUGUCAGUCCAGCUGCUGUAAGCUCUGCUGCUGUCAGUCCAGCUGCUGUAAGCCCUGCUAUUGUGAGUCCAGCUGCUGCCAGCCCUGCUGCGUCCCCGUGUGCUGCCAGUGCAAGAUCUGAGUUGGAGCCCUGCCUCUAUCUGCCCAGCCACCCUGUUCCCUGUGCAUAGUGGUGACUCGUCCCCCUUUGUGUCCCUCCUCUAGGCAGUUAUGUGGAGCAGUUUCAGCCAGGAGUCUUCGCAGGCACAGACAAAAGAUUCCUGCUGGCCUCCCCCAGGUCACUCCUGAAUCUUGUCACCAUUCCGGUUUCCGGCCCUGACCUGAUGUCCCACAGGCCCCUGCGAGGUGGAUAGAUAGCCAUUGCUGGUUAGUCCCACGUCUCCAGCCUGCUUCCCCGACACCCCUGCCCCCACCUGUCUGUCCACACUGGGUUCUGACUCCAGUCCCCCCAGCCACCCAGACAUUGCGGAAGUAAAUAAAUAGCCCACACACCACA
Molecule: messenger RNA, 1290 nt
Organism: Erinaceus europaeus (western European hedgehog)
Lineage: Eukaryota; Metazoa; Chordata; Mammalia; Eulipotyphla; Erinaceidae
Product: keratin-associated protein 5-5-like
Exons: 2
Coding region: 16-915 (299 amino acids)
Cellular component (GO): keratin filament
Source: RefSeq, a predicted model, not a curated record